AUGACGUGUUUAACCGACCUCUCAGAGGGCAGGUCCGCGGCCUUUCUGUGUGCGCUGGCGGUGGUAGCGCAGACCGUGUCGGUCUGCGCCAAGGCGGACGAGGUAUCCGUGGUCAUCGCACCCCAAAGCCCCACAACAGUAGAUGUCGAGUUGCAUUAUGGUGACUCCAUGAGCGUCCUGUGCCAAAAGGCGACCGCGUUCAUUCCUUCAGACUUUAAGACCAAGUGCUGCAAUGCUUACGGUGCCAUCUGCAGCCCCGGUCAAAUCGAGUCUCACUAUACUGGCAUGUUUCCGCUUGCAGGCUCAUCCCACGCUUUCUGGAAGGGAGGCGACGGUAUCACGACUCCGGCGAAGUUCGUCCUGCCUCCAGAAACGAAGGGGAACCGCUACGAAACGCGUUUCAGCCUUGGAUGCCGGAACGCGCAACAGCAGCUCUCGGUAAUCAACGUGACAAUCGCUGCGUCGACCUACGUUCCGGGCAGCAACAAAGACGACGCGACACGUACACAGAAACCCGUCACAACCGAAACGCCGUCAGCUGGAGUCCUGGGCGCGUACCCCUGUCCGUUUUUUCUCGCGGGACUAGUAGUCGCAGGCCUUGCCUCUGCGGUUUGA
This is a messenger RNA of Besnoitia besnoiti, 615 nucleotides long. RefSeq names its product SAG-related sequence SRS67. NCBI's taxonomy places the organism in Eukaryota, Apicomplexa, Conoidasida, Eucoccidiorida, Sarcocystidae. The transcript has a single exon. The record is from RefSeq and is a predicted model, not a curated record. Bases 1 to 615 code for a protein of 204 amino acids. Gene Ontology annotation, cellular component: membrane.